AUGUUCACAGCUGACGACCUCUUUCCACUUGUCAUCAGGCUCAUCAGGGAAACGAAGGACACAUCGUCCGAAAUCGACGAGGAGCGCACGUCUAGAACCGUUGUUGGGAAACGAGGAUAUUGUCGCAUUUGGGCAUAUGUAACGCCACAUGAUCCGAUUACGCAGAACCAGGAACAGAAUGAAGAUCCGGAGUGUUUUUCAAGCGUCUCGCUUAGAAUGUGCUCCAUGAGAAGCACUCCGGGAGAUAUGGGCGCGACCUUUACCGUGGCCAGGAACGACCCGACCCGAAGCGUAGAGCAGGGGGAUGCCGGAACCCUGAAGGGUGGCAAGGCGUCUGUACCCCUCAACUUCGUCUCUGAACGACUCUUCAUACUCGCGCAGUACGGUGGCCGGCGGCAGCUUUCUCAUUGGGACCGUCGGACAUCGGGGUCUUUGGAAUGGCUCUGUCCGCCAGUAGUCGAAACGAGGAUCAUGGAGUUUCGCUAUGACAUAAUGAGGAAGGCCGGCGGGGGCGUCCUCGAUGUCAACAAGGGUAAAGGCCUUGCGGAUGAGAGCGGUGAAGAUGAACGAGGGUUUAUCGUCAUUGGAGGCGACCUCCUAGUGCGUAAGGCUUCUUACAAGUUGAAGCAAGUCACCAUAAUCGACGGAAAUGCUAAGGGUUCUAUGACGGCGGGAAGUGGACAGCACAGCAUGACAUCAGACAAUUCGAGUGACUACGAACGCUUACAUGACGUCAACUCGUCUCGUGCUUUUCGUUUAGACUAUCUGGAAAAAAAUCUCGCCCAAGUGUAUAUAUGGCUGACAGUACUAGUGUUGAUCGGCGUGCCGACAUGGACGCUUUGCAAGACUUACGAGCAGCUGAAAAAGGGCGGUAAAGGACCCUUCCCAAUCGCUCGCAAGCACUUCUACCUACCACCCUUUUUCAGCAUCACGCUGGACCCGCUUCCAAGCAGUACCAGACUCGGAGAGUCAAAGGAGCCAGGAAGUGCGGAGCUCUUAGCAACUCUCCGUCCAUCAUGCGGUGUUGGUCGUAAUAUCCUAUUAUCCACUGCCGUCACGGAAACUGCUGACAUGUUAAAACGCAGAGAAGGCUGGCUUGACAUACUCUGGCCUACGUAUUCUCUUCUUUUCGAACUAUGGUCAAGUUUCCAAAGGUACAACUAG
Suillus paluster is the source of this 1164-nucleotide messenger RNA. RefSeq lists its product as uncharacterized. The transcript is spliced from 5 exons. The record is from RefSeq and is a predicted model, not a curated record. NCBI's taxonomy places the organism in Eukaryota, Fungi, Basidiomycota, Agaricomycetes, Boletales, Suillaceae. The coding region runs from base 1 to 1164 and encodes 387 amino acids.